Messenger RNA from Capsella rubella, 652 nucleotides. RefSeq lists its product as uncharacterized. The record is from RefSeq and is a predicted model, not a curated record. NCBI's taxonomy places the organism in Eukaryota, Viridiplantae, Streptophyta, Magnoliopsida, Brassicales, Brassicaceae. The transcript is spliced from 3 exons. The coding region runs from base 1 to 633 and encodes 210 amino acids.
AUGAAAGAGAUCACUUUCUCUUUGAGCAUCGAUUGUUACAUUAUCACACACUUUGAUCUGAGAAACGAACUCGCAUUGUCGAUGGUUUUCAUUAGAGAUUCGACGGAUAUCGCUAACGACGAUGAUCUCGCUAUCUUCCCACCGAUCAACCACGAGAACCUCUACAUCGAUGGAUUCAAAUCCUCAUCUUCGUCGACAGUCUCUGUUUCAUCUUCUUCUUCCUCACUCUUGUAUCCGUCUGAUUUAGACGAACACUUUGGAAUUGAUCUGAAAUCGCGUUCUCAGUUUUCGGAAACCAUCGGAAAAUCUCUGUGGAAAUCGAUACUUGAGAUUGAUAUCGUCCAAGGUUGGUGGUGGAAGCUUCUUCUCGCUCGAGUACUGUCGAAAUUCCAGAAUUUGGUGACGUGCUUCUCCAGAAAUAGUCUCUGUUCCUUCUCAAUAACUCUCCGGUCAUCUUAUCCGUUCAUGAUCAUCGUAAUUUGGUGGUUGAUGCGUUACCGAACUCGCCAAAGAGAAAUCGUAGCAGCUAAUCUUAGAGACAAAAUCAAAGAGAGAGACGAGAGAAUAGCUCAACUCUUGCAUCAGAUUACUCAGAUUAACGAGUUACUUGUAAAGAUAAUACAUUCAAAAUGAUCAGAAGAAUCUGACGUCC